Suillus fuscotomentosus is the source of this 738-nucleotide messenger RNA. Its product is annotated as heme oxygenase-like protein. The transcript has 2 exons. Bases 1 to 738 code for a protein of 245 amino acids. The record is from RefSeq and is a predicted model, not a curated record. NCBI's taxonomy places the organism in Eukaryota, Fungi, Basidiomycota, Agaricomycetes, Boletales, Suillaceae.
AUGCAUAGUCAUAUCACGCAACAUCUGAAAGACCAAGCUACCUUGAGGCCAUGCUACAACGCAGCCACUCGGCACGAAUUUCUUACAGCUGCUGGUACGCUGACCCUAUCUCCAGCCCGUCUUGCGUUUUGGCUCUGUCAGGAUCGCAUUUAUGCGGCACACGCAUACCCACACUUUAUUGGUCUGCUCAUAUCAAAAAUUCCCUUCGAUGGACCUGCUGUUGAGGAGGAAUUGAACAGAGAGACUCUCGCCCUGCUGACGAUAUGCUUGGAGGGGAUUAUUCGCGAGGUUGCAUUCUUUGAAGGGGUCGCAGAGGAGUGGAAAUUGGAUAUCGAUGGGUGGAAAGAACGGAAGGCCACGCGAGAUUACACAGCUGAGAUGGCGAGGGUAGCUUCUGUUGGUUCGUUGGAAGAGGGACUCGUGUUUCUGUGGGCAAUGGAACAGGUAUAUCUCGAUGCAUGGAAAUAUGUAAAAUCCCUGUUCCCUCCCCAAAGUGACUCAGAAGACUAUACUGCAAAUGCGAUUCGCCAGCUAACAAACAACUGGACGAGACCGGAGUUUGGGGAAUUUGUCCAGAACGUGGAGGCUCUGGCAAACAGGCACUUUGCUAGACGUCACCAUGGGCAUUCGCACUCAGCUGUACGUGCGAUGGAGAGUAUUUGGGAGAGAGUUGUGGAACUUGAGGAGAAGUUUUGGCCCGAGGAGGGAGAGGACACCCUUUUGGGGUCAAACGCAUGA